Messenger RNA from Lonchura striata (white-rumped munia), 2633 nucleotides. It is a transcript of the gene GPR176, whose product is annotated as G protein-coupled receptor 176. Lineage: Eukaryota; Metazoa; Chordata; Aves; Passeriformes; Estrildidae. Gene Ontology annotation, biological process: G protein-coupled receptor signaling pathway. Gene Ontology annotation, molecular function: G protein-coupled receptor activity. The record is from RefSeq and is a predicted model, not a curated record. Gene Ontology annotation, cellular component: plasma membrane.
UCGGCGGCCGCUCCGGGAUGUGGGAGCUCGGCGGAGCAGGGGCGCCGCUGCCAGCCGCGCUCAGUGCGGGACGCGCAGGGAUCGAACGGAGCCGCCUCGAGCGCCCCCGCCUUGCGAGUCAAGCCCCGGUUCCUCUCGCCCAGAGCAGCGGGAGCGCCGCGGCAGCCCCUGAGCAGUCCCUGGCCUCUCUGGACGCUGUGCUGGGGUCGUAGCGGCGUCCGGCGCCGCGCACAGCCCGCAGAGAGGCGGGAGGGAGCGGGCAGGAGCAGAGGAGAGGGCGGAAGCAGAUGUGUUACCGGGAAAGCCAUGCUUUUCCUCUCUCAGGGCUGUGAGCAAAGCCAGAGCCAACGCUGAGAGUGAGGGGACAGAGUUGGUGGCCCCCCACUCUUGCAGGCCGGUUUUGCUGUGCAGUGAAUCCGCGGCCGUGCGAGCGUGUGACCCGCCGCGGUGCGGGGUGUGAUUCUGGGGACCGGGAUCCCUUCUCUCGCAUAUUGCGGUAAAACAUGCUGAGGAGACCUGUGGCGGUGUGAAGUAAAAACUAUGGCACAGCUGAUGGGAAGGAGAAGCCUGGCUUGUUUUCUGCUUUUGUUUGCUGGCUGUCAUGAGUUACAAGGUGAAAAGACGAACAGUCAGCCUGCUUCUCGGGACGCAGGAAUGUGGUGAAGAUGCCUCCGAGAGGCAGAGACCGGGCUUUUAUCCUCAGAAGCGUCUUUUGACCUGUGCGCUGCAUUCAUUCACUAAAGACAAGGGCUGGACAACCUGUGUUACUAGGUGGCAGCAAGGAAGGCGGGAAUUUCGCCAUGGGGUACGACAGAAGCUGGGUGUUGAUGAAUGAAAGCGACCAUGCCCCGUCCCAGGCUGUCACCGGAGCUCUGGAGACGGGGAACGCCUCGGCCGGGCAGAUGGUGUGGCAGGGCGGGAAUGUCAGCGAGGCGGGCGCCGUGGAGGGCGAGGAGCACGGCGAGGAACAGAGCUACCGGCACUUCACCACCACCGUGCAGGUUGUCAUCUUUGUGGGCUCUUUGCUGGGUAACAUCAUGGUGCUGUGGUCAACUUGCAGAACAUCGCUACUUAAAUCUGUAACAAACCGGUUCAUUAAGAAUUUGGCCUGCUCGGGGAUCUGUGCCAGCCUAGUCUGUGUGCCUUUUGACAUUGCUCUUAGUGCCAGUCCACACUGCUGCUGGUGGAUCUAUACGAUGCUCUUCUGCAGAAUUGCCAAGUUUCUGCACAAAGUCUUCUGCUCAGUGACCAUCCUUAGUUUUCCAGCCAUUGCUCUUGACAGAUACUACUCUGUUUUAUAUCCUCUGGAAAGAAAAAUAUCUGAUGCAAAAUCCCGAGACCUGGUUAUCUAUAUCUGGGCCCAUGCAAUAGUGGCCAGCAUUCCAGCAUUUGCUGUGACCAAUGUGUCUGAUAUUUAUGCCAUGUCCACUUGCUCUGAAUCUUGGAGUUACUCCCUUGGCCACCUGAUAUAUGUCAUCAUCUAUAAUAUCACCACUGUGAUUGUACCGGUGGCUGUGGUAUUUCUCUUUAUGAUUCUUAUUCGCAGAGCGCUGAGUGCCAGCCAGAAGAAAAAAGUCAUCAUAGCUGCAUUAAGGACCCCUCAGAAUACAGUUUCUAUCCCAUAUGCCUCCCAGCGAGAAGCUGAGCUCCACAUCAUGCUGCUUUCUAUGGUUAUGAUAUUUAUCUUCUGCAGUGUCCCCUACCUGACUUUGGUGAUUUACCGCACCAUACUCAAUAUUUCAGAUAUUUCAGUCUUCUUGCUCCUCACUGCUAUUUGGUUGCCCAAGGUCUCUUUGCUGGCCAACCCUUUGUUAUUUUUAACUGUUAACAAAUCAGUACGGAAGUGCUUAGUGGGGACAAUAGUACAGCUGCACCGAAGGUUUAGCAGGAGAAACAUUGUCAACUCAGGUGGUAUUGCAGAUGAUAAUCUGGAGCCCAGCGUGCAUUCAGGAAGCCAGCUUCUGGAGAUGUUUCAUAUCGGGCAACAACAAAUCUUCAAGCCGAUGGAAGAUGAGGAGAAUGAGACCAAAUCCAUUGGCUCUGGUGACUUUCAACGGAAAGAAAUUCCUACCACCAGUUUAGAGCUAGGACAGACUUUGGUUCACAGGUUUAUACCACAGACAAUUGCAGCUCAGGUGGCCCCAGCUGUGCCCACAGAAGCCGAUACAGUAAAUGACAAGUACUCCAUGCAGUUUGGUUUUGGACCCUUUGAGCUGCCUCCACAGUGGCUCUCAGAAAACCGUAACAAUAAGAAGCGACUCCUGCCUCCUUUGGGGAAUACCCCUGAAGAGCUAAUCCAGACAAAACAGCCUAAGUGUAAAGCAGAAAGAAAAGUCAGCAGAAACAAUAAAGUCAGUAUCUUUCCCAAGGUGGAUUCUUAGUAAGAGCAGGAGCUUUAAGUGACAGAGGAAGGUCACUUUCUAUUACAUUUUUGAUCCCAUGGAUCUUUAUUAUGUUGAAAUUUGUUACAGCCUAAUUUUUUUUGCCAAAUAUAAGUUAACUGACAAACAAAAGAAAAACAUAUAUACAAGUGUUCCUUAUUAAUAUUAAAUACUUAAUGAAAAUGAUAUAUCAAAUAUAUAUGGAAAUUUGUCAUUUGAGCUCUGAAAUCCCUACAAUGAUACCUCCUUAUU